AAAUAUCAAAAUAAAAUUGACAAUGGUAUCAUUCAUUCGGAGUCAGACUAGAGUGAUAGUUAGUAAGGUUUCGAAAUAUUUUGUUCAAGGUCCAGUGUGUAAAAAAAAUAUGGGAAGCUCCUACUCGAGAUCAUAUUCUCCCAACAGUGGCCAAGGUGGAAGCUGCAAUGAAAACCGCGGAACCAUAUCCCGAAUGGAGUCUACUAACAAUUACGUCGAAUCAGUCGUUUGUCAAGAGAAUGACCUCAAAGACAACGAGAUGAAGGUUUUCGACAUCGGCGAAGACGGGAAGGUGCUUGUAGUGAAACAAAAGGGAGAAUUCUCCGCUAUCGGAACGAAGUGUACGCAUUAUGGAGCCCCUCUCAUCAACGGCGCGCUGGGGGACGGAAGACUGAGGUGUCCUUGGCACGGGGCCUGCUUCAAUCUGAAGACCGGGGACAUUGAAGAUUUUCCUGGUUUUGAUUCGCUGCCGUGCUAUCAAGUUACCGUAACCGAUAAAGGAGAAGUAAAGGUAAGAGCAAAGAUAAGUGACCUCAAAACGAACAAGCGUAUAAAGGAUAUGGGUGUGGUCUCUCCUUGUGAAGGUUCCGUUGUUGUUAUAGUGGGCGGAGGACCGUCGGGCGCUACAUGUGCUGAAUCACUACGCAGCGAAGGAUUUAAAGGUCGGAUCACCGUUAUCGCAAAAGAGCCGCAUCUCCCUUACGAUAGGAUUAAAGUAUCUAAAAUCGGCACAGUCACCGAUAUAGAAAAACUGCAGGCGAGAUCACAAAAAUAUUAUGACGACGCCAAUAUUGAAAUAAUGAAAGGAGUGGAAGCAACCAAAAUAGAACCUAACGACAAGCUUGUCCAUUUAAACAACGGUAACAAGCUCCGAUACAGCGCGCUGUAUCUAGCGACCGGCUCCAAGCCUCGGGUACCUGAUAUACCCGGCAUCGAUUUGAAAAAUAUAUUCACCGUGCGGAAUUAUGAAGACUCCAUUAACAUACUGACAACUUUAGGAUCGAAUCAAGACAAAGACGUUGUCGUCCUCGGUCUCAGUUUCAUCGGCUUGGAGUCGGCCGCUUCAUGCAAUGAGAAAGCGAAGUCUAUAACCGUAGUUGGUAAACAGAAGGCUCCGCUUGAGCAAAUUUUCGGCCCAGAAAUAGGACGAAGCCUACAAAAAUUGUUCGAAGAUAAGGGCGUAAAAUUCCAGUUCGAGACCACGAUAACAAAAUGUAAUGGCGAGGACGGUGUGAUAAAGUCGGUCGAAUUGACGAACGGGACCGUGCUGCCCGCCGAUAUGCUAAUUUUGGGCGUCGGGACCACAUUCAACACAGAAUUCGUGAAAGAUAGCGGUUUGAAACUGGAAGCGAACGGUGCGGUCUCGGUUAAUGAUAAGCUCGAAACAAAUAUUCAAAAUAUAUACGCCGGAGGUGACAUCGCUCAUGCACCCGUUGCGGCCUACGAUAAUAAACAGAUGACUAUAGGCCACGUGGGAUUGUCUCAGUACCACGGACGGGUCGCCGCUCUGAAUAUAUUGAAGAAAGAGACGUCGCUCCAAACUGUACCAUUCUUCUGGACAAUGUUGUUCGGGAAGUCCAUCCGGUACGCCGGCUGCGGUAGGGCCGCAAGCACGCUGAUCGAUGGAAACGUUGAUGAUUUAAAAUUCGUCAUCUUUUUCUUUGACGAAACAGACAAGGUAAUCGCCAUGGCUUCGUGCAUGAGAGAUCCCAUUGUCGCGCAAUUCGCAGAAUUCCUACAUCAAGGCAAGUCGCUGUACAAGAAAGACUUGAAAGAUGAUCGAUUUGCUUGGACAAAGUCUAUCAAUUGAACGGCGAAUCUCAAAUGAAGUAACAGUAUUAUUGUCAGAUAGGAGAAAUAAUACAGGGUGUGAUUGACAUCCGAUUCAGAUUUGUAAGUGUGCAUGUAUUCUGAUUACAUUAAACAACAAAAAAUCCAAGUCAAAAGUAAUUCAACUUAGCUUCAUGGUCUAUAAUCAAAUUCAAAUAAAUUGUUAAUAAACUUUAAAUAUUUAUGGUAUUUUGAUAGCAUGUUUGCUAUAUAUUUACAAUUUUGUAGUAAAAUGUAUCUUAGAAACUAAAUAAAUGUUUACAAACAAUGUUUACACCUGUAUAUGUAAAGCGUUAUAUACAAUGUUAAAUGCUAUUUACAUUAUUUUACAUAGAAUUUAGGAUAAAACCAAGUAUUUAUUUUUUGUUAAGUUUCUAAGAUCUUAAAGUUACUGAAAUAAUGUUAAAUGUUCUCCUUUUUGUUAUUAUUUCUCAUAUCGUCUAGGAAGUACAAUUUUGUUUUGCUUUUAAUUUAUAUGUAAUUACACAUAAGUAUCUUUAUAGACCUAGUGUUUGUGAAAAUUUCACUAAAUACUAACAAAAUUGUCAAUGAAAAAAAUCAUUAUGAUUAAAAUAUUGGCAAAGUUUUCACAUUGAUUUUACCAAAAUGAUGCCACGGAAGUUUUGAUCAUUUUUAUGUUAUUUAAUAGUAUUGUACAUGCUGUGCAAUGUUCUGUCAUAUUUGCACCAUGACAUCCAGUAUGUGAUGUCGCGUUUGCAUUUACUGGGAACUCUCCCUUCCUUUAAGUUAUUUCAGUCUUCACUUCCAAAUUAUGCCUGAGACCUGGGUUUCAAUAUUCCCAAAACACAUGAAGGUUUCUAGACCCCUAAAAUCGGAAUGUCUUGACAAUCGUUGAAACUUGCUUCUUAGGAUUAACUGGGUAAACACCUGUUGAAACUAUCCUUGACGUUCAGAAGAACAUAGGGGAGAGGAGUGAAUUCUUGAAAAUUACAACUUAAAUUAUUAUUAUAAUUUUAGAGAAGCAACUGUUAAUAAAGACCUUGAAUUGUAUGGAUUUAUACUAAAAAUACGAAAAAGAUCGCCUGUAUGUAUUCACACAAAUAACUUCUUAAUUUUAAUAAUCACAUGCAAUACAGUUUUUAUAUGACUUGAGUCAGCCUAUUUACCGAUGGCCCCUUUUCUCACAAUUGUUAUGCUGAAAGCAUUUAUGUACUUGUACUUGCCUAAUUUAUGUAUAGAAACCAUUCACUUUAUACCUUACAAGUAAUUCGUAUUGCUGUAAUAUGUAAUAUUCGGUACCUACAUACAUAGUAUGAUGUUAGUACUGUUUAUUAUUAUGUAAAAAUGUAUUGUGAAAGACCAACUACUCUUUUUUUGUAACAAAAUGAAUUGUGUAUAAGCACCUAUGUGAACAGAUAUAUUUAUCAAGCAUGUCUGUAAAAAUAAAAUGUUUGUGUGAUAAAAAAGCAUAAUUUAAAUAAGUACUUAUUGUAAAAUAAAAUAUAUGCAGCAUUUG
Messenger RNA from Bombyx mandarina (wild silkworm), 3307 nucleotides. RefSeq names its product apoptosis-inducing factor 3. Gene Ontology annotation, molecular function: 2 iron, 2 sulfur cluster binding; oxidoreductase activity, acting on NAD(P)H. The record is from RefSeq and is a predicted model, not a curated record. Lineage: Eukaryota; Metazoa; Arthropoda; Insecta; Lepidoptera; Bombycidae. Gene Ontology annotation, cellular component: cytoplasm.